AGGGCAUGUUUCACUUCCGCUCCUCAAACCCGGAAGUAGGUCAUUUCUUCGGGUUGCUGACUCUCUACGUGUUGAUUUUUUUUUUGUAAGUUGUGUUAUUGCAUGCUCAUUAACUAAAAUCUUGCAUGCUAAACGGAAAAUCGCCGCGGUAUUUGGACCAUCUGAAUGUUGAGUGUGCGCGCUCUAUUUGGAAUCGGCUUCCUGGUGACUUCACGGGCCGCAGCAGUCUUUGCUCAAACGGGGAAAUGCCCACUGUCACCGUCGGCUCACAACCAUCAGAACGACUGUUACAGUAGCAGACCAGCUUCCGCCAUGGCCCACAGUAUCAAAUACCUUGGACAAGAGGAAGCCCAGCGCAUUGAUGAGGAGCUCUUCACUGAGUACGGUUUCAGUGUGGACCAGCUGAUGGAGCUCGCAGGCCUCAGUUGUGCAACAGCCAUUACAAGGGCGUAUCCACUGAGUUGCUUGGUCAAGCCCAAACCCACAGUGCUGGUUAUAUGUGGACCAGGUAACAACGGAGGAGACGGCCUGGUCUGCGCCAGACAUCUUAAACUAUUUGGUUACGAGCCCUCCAUCUUGUACCCGAAGAAGCCGAACAAGCCACUAUUUCACGGUCUGACCACCCAGUGCCAAAAAAUGGAGAUCCCCUUUCUUACAGAGAUGCCCGAGGCCCCAGUGAUUGACGAGGCCUUCAACCUGGUGAUCGAUGCCAUCUUCGGCUUCAGCUUUAAGGGGGCUGUGCGAGAGCCUUUUGGUUCGAUCAUCGACGUCCUGAAGAAGACCACUGUCCCCAUUGCCAGCAUUGACAUCCCUUCAGGUUGGGACGUGGAGCAGGGGAGUGUCGACGGAUUGCAGCCCGACACGCUCAUCUCCCUGACGGCUCCCAAAAACUCGGCUACCCUUUUCAAGGGACGCCAUCACUUCCUCGGAGGCCGUUUCGUGCCGCCCGCCCUGGAGAGGAAAUACCAGCUCAAUCUUCCCCGCUACCCUGAAACGGACUGUGUGUUAAAAUUAUAAGAUGAAAAAUCUGCAGAGCGUUUUCACCAUCCACUUCCCUUUUCAUCUCUUUUCCUUUUUCCUGGUCCCCACCCACCGUGAAACGAUUCGCGUGCUCCUAAGCAUGCUUUUGCAACAUCGCGGUUGCUUCAACUAUUUAAAAAUAAUACGUCGUCGAGGCAAACCUCAA
This is a messenger RNA of Hippocampus zosterae (dwarf seahorse), 1186 nucleotides long. RefSeq names its product NAD(P)HX epimerase (gene naxe). The record is from RefSeq and is a predicted model, not a curated record. Lineage: Eukaryota; Metazoa; Chordata; Actinopteri; Syngnathiformes; Syngnathidae. Gene Ontology annotation, cellular component: mitochondrion. Gene Ontology annotation, molecular function: NAD(P)HX epimerase activity. Bases 166 to 1017 code for a protein of 283 amino acids. The transcript has 7 exons.